Molecule: messenger RNA, 1717 nt
Organism: Malurus melanocephalus (red-backed fairy wren)
Lineage: Eukaryota; Metazoa; Chordata; Aves; Passeriformes; Maluridae
Gene: EIF4H
Product: eukaryotic translation initiation factor 4H
Exons: 7
Coding region: 56-823 (255 amino acids)
Molecular function (GO): RNA binding
Source: RefSeq, a predicted model, not a curated record
GGGGUCCUCGGGCGCGGUCCUGUCACGCUCGCACGGGGACGAGGCCGCGGCGGCGAUGGCGGAUUUCGAUCCCUACGACGACCGGGCCUACAGCAGCUUCGGCGGCGGCCGCGGAUCUCGUGGUGGUGGCCUUGGUUCCCGCAGAAAUAAAGAGCUGCCAACAGAACCCCCUUUCACAGCAUAUGUGGGAAAUCUGCCCUUCAACACUGUCCAAGGAGACAUAGAUGCCAUCUUCAAGGAUCUCAGCAUAAGGAGCGUUAGACUAGUCAGAGACAAGGAAACAGACAAAUUUAAAGGAUUUUGUUACGUAGAGUUCGAUGAGGUGGAGUCACUCAAGGAAGCUCUUACAUACGAUGGUGCACUUUUGGGUGACCGAUCACUCCGAGUGGACAUAGCRGAAGGCAGGAAACAGGAUAAAGGUGGCUUUGGCUUCAGAAAAGGUGGCGGGCCUGAUGACAGAGGAAUGGGAGGAGGUUCCCGAGAAUCCAGAGGAGGUGGAUGGGAUUCCAGAGAUGACUUCAAUUCUGGAUUCAAAGAUGAUGACUUCUUGGGAGGUCGGGGUAGAGGAACCCGCCCUGGAGAUCGGCGACCACCAGGUGCCUCCAUGGGAAGUGGUGGCACAGGUCGCUUCAGAGAUGGGCCUCCCCUUCGUGGGUCUUCCAUGGACUUCAGAGAGCCAACAGAAGAGGAAAGAGCACAGCGACCUCGACUCCAGCUCAAACCUCGAACAGUUGAUACUCCUCUCAAUCAAGUAGCCAAUCCAAACUCUGCGAUCUUUGGAGGAGCCAAGCCCCGGGAGGAAGUAGUAAAAGAGCACGACUGAGUUUGGGGUUGAGAGGGAAUGGGGAGGCGGGAGAAAAAGCAAGACAGUACAGAGUGACUAGCUCUGCUGGAAUGUCAACCCUGCAGUUUACCAUUCCUGCCAUCUGGUAUUUGUCCUCUUUGAAACCGAAAACACAGAGCUUGUGAAUGCAUGUCAGCUGUUAACAAGUGGUUUUUAGUACGUUCUUGGCUUUGCUGUAUCUAGUGCCUGCUUCGUGCUGAGUUUCCUCUUCUGUUUCCUUCCAAGCAGCACAGUUGCCAGUGAUAAGGCAGUGUGGCUGCUUCCACAGGUGUGGAGGUCUCUGGACAAAGGUGCUGCUUCACUUCUUCCUUUCUGGGUUUGUUUUACUUUAGAAGCACAGGUUAGACUUAGUUACUUCCCUGUAUCAUUUCCUUUUACUUCCUCAGUGUUCCUCUUCUGACCUGCAUGUCUCGUUCUGUAUUGCUGUGGCUCUGAAGAGGAAAACUGAAGAGUCCAGAUAAGUUGAACAGAAAUUUACAGUUCUAACCGAGUAGUGAAUUACCAUUUAUGGCUAUUGGUGAUGGUCACUGUUCACAGCAGAGCCCCUURUUAAACUAAGGGGUGCAGCUGCCCUUUCACAUGGGUUGCCAGGAAGAUUAGUUUAAUGGAUGCCAUGCCUGACAAGCCUGGUGAAUAGCUGGUGGGAUCAGUAUGGAUAAAGCCUCUGCCAGCAGCCUCUUCCUGCUGGCUCUUGACUUCCAAAUGGUAUGAUGCUACUACACCUCUGAGCUCAAGGUUAGUGCUGCAAAGCCAUGCCUGUUUGAGCACAACUGCUCACUGGCUCUUUCUGCUUACUUUUUUGGGUUUUACAUGUUUGGUAAAUUUUUAAAUGAAGUUUCUACAAAUAAAAUUGACUUUUUUAUUUUUGUUGAA